Mesocestoides corti is the source of this 4527-nucleotide messenger RNA. The record is from the annotation of a GenBank genome assembly. Lineage: Eukaryota; Metazoa; Platyhelminthes; Cestoda; Cyclophyllidea; Mesocestoididae.
AUGCAGUUAUGUUCCUACCCAGGAAACUGUGACCACACAUCGGAAUUAGACUGGACCCACUCCCGCAUGCAAUCCGCCAGCUCAACUGAUCUCACCCUCCCAGACUCGAGCUUGGCGCUUGACUCCACAACCACGACGACGAAUGCAGAGAGUGGAUUCCACGAGGGAAUGACUUCUUCCACGACCUCUAUGCCACCAUCCCAACAUACGGACAUUAAACUGAGGGAUGACGCGUGGAACCAACAACACUAUCGGACAUCUUCCCAGUCAAGGUCACCCGUUCGAACCCAACCCCGUGGUGGCAUGGUAGCUGGAGCAAGCGAUCUGCCCCACAGCUACACUUGUCACACCAUUGCGAUUGAUCGACUCGAAGAGCGACGACACGACCUCUUAACCGAUGAGUGACAUACCCCAGGACUGAAUGGGCCAGCAAUGGAACCAACGGAUCGCAGUGUGAAUGGGGCCGUGGCCAAACCUGCGCCCGAACAACCGAAACAGCAGGAGGUUAUAAGAAUGCGUUCAACGCAGAUCUCUCCUGUUGGAUCCUGGACAGAAUCUAUAACUACUACGCAGGAUCCAUCCAUUUAUGGCGAGACGACUCAAACCCCGGGUCCUGUUAACAACGUCCCCGCACCGCCCUUCCUGAUGCGUGUUGGGAGGGUGGAAACACGCCCCCUUUCCUCUUUGCGGAAAUUUGAAAAAGCUGACUCAUCAGUUCGGAAGGUUAAAACCGUUGUCUCUGGUUUUUCCUCAAACGAAAUGCACGAAAAGGAGCUGAUUACCAAGGAACACAAGAGCACUAGUCCCCUUACCAUCAUCUCUAGCGUCUCCGUUUCACCCACAAUGACUAGCUACAGAGCCCCUAGUCAUGGAAAGGGAUCCCGAGAACACAAUUCCACACCUCGUUGCCAACUUGGACUCGACCCAUUUCAGGUACCAUUCAAUAAAGAAGAGCCCAGUUGGUAUCAGGAUGACCUCGAUUCGACAAGACUCUCAACUCAAGUUGAAUUAGACUCCGACUCGUCAUUACACCAGUCAAACGAAAGUUUGGUCAUCGAGAGCGAUGAUACAAUGCCUCACGACAAGGUGCCGUCAGACAAGGCCAUGAGGCCGGUCCUUGCAGCUUAUGGUGCCGAUCAAAAGUUUGUGGGAUCUGUUCGCAAGACACCAGGCGGCAGUGAAACCACACUAACCCUCACCCAGUCCCCUCCACAGACAGAACAAGACCUCUGGAAUGGCGCCGAUGUCCACAUGAACUGGCUCCCUCUAUCCAAACCACAGUUGGCAAAGUAUUCUGGGAGUUUAACCACUCAGGUCACUGAAACAUCGUUAUCUUCUGCCUCCUCCACCAGUGGUAGGGGACAUUUUAAUUUUGCAGGCGAACUGAAUGGGAAAACUGAGUCAAGUCACUUAUCUUUGGAGGCGCAAAAAGAUCAGGUUAGUGGUUACGGUCGGACAGGUGCUAAACAAAGCAACAGAUCGCCUCCGCUAGGGAUCUAUAAGAGGAGUAGAGACAUUGCCAACGGCAUCCAAAGUCCCCUAUCACCUAGCCCAACUGGGGUCAGAUCACCAUUCGGUCUAGGCCCCAAAAAAGUCCCAAGCUUACCCCAAUUCAUUGAUGAUUUGGACAACGAGGCAGGUCGAAAGUCCUCUCAACCUGUUUUGAGUUCUUCAUACAAAUGCAAUGGUGACAUUUCUCCACAGACCCAAACCAGUGCGACUGGUGGUAGUGAUUCGGCUCAGCCGCGUGACACCCCUGGACAAGUCUCAAAGAACACCGGCUCAGCGGUUGGUGGCACUGCCUUACAUCCGUCGGGGGAUGCAAACGAAACGUGUAAUGCCCCCGAUGACCUGCUGAUCGUUCCGAAAAUGGUCUCACCUGUCCAUCUCAAGAGAGAAAUGCGCCCAUCUCUUCGGAAUUCUCCAGAUGUUAUAAGACAGUUGGCUUCCCCGGAAACCUGCAAACUGUCCAAUGAUUGCGCUCCUGAGGCGUCUAGUCUUCUACGAAGGAGAAUGAAUUCAAGGCAGUCCGAAACCGAUUUACCAACCUCUUUUGGAAUUUUGCAAGGCACCUCGAACAAUACAAAAAGUAAUGUGGAGACAGUACCACUUUCAUCAGAGCGUGGUAUUUAUCAGAAUACUUGCAUUUCACCAACGCCUGUGAAUAAACCAAUUUCUCAAGUUUCCCCCUUAAAAUCAUCUCAAAAGCAGUCCCUUUCAGAGUUCACCCCACCCAAUAUAACUCCUGGAGACGAAUUUGGGGGUGCUUUAAAUACAACUACAAAGCUUUUGCGUAGUCUAUCGAGGAGGAGUAAAGUAACUACUUCUUCAUCCAAUUCUAUGCAUGCACAAGUCGAUAGCAAGAAUUCCCAGCGAAGUGGGGAUUCCUUGGGUUUCAGGGAAGAAUCGGCACUGCCUCUAGAGAGCAAAUCAGAGGGCAUUGUUAAGACGUCUGUAAAUCUGUCAUUAGUGGAGACGAAAUACGUGUCGCCGGUGGCUGGGGAGACAAAAACUGGCCAGGAGGCCGGACCGGUUGAGACAUCUACCGAAAAGCAUCACUCGUCUUUGCUUUUGUCGCAGUGUGAUGUUAGAAGGGAGGGAGGAACAGUAAAGAGCCCCUAUGAAUGCACAAAUAACCCGGAGAUGCAGGACAAAAAAUCACCAGAGUCCAAACCGGGGAGUGGGGGAGAGAAGCAAAUUUAUGCAUCGUUGAACAAAGCGGGACCACAACCCAAAACUGUGAACGAUGGGCUGGUUACGGCGAAAAGUGCUGUGUCGGCAGCUAAGAAAUCGACUCAUCCGUGUACACAGGAGACUGAAGGUCCCACAUCACUCUCUCCACAAAAGGAAUCUCAGUCUGCUGGGUUAUCAGCUAAGCGAUAUGUGCAUUCGUCUAGGAAUGUUCCAGUUAGUUCAGCAUCUUUGACUUCAACUACUGGGAACCCAGAAAUUUGUAUGAAAAAUGACACGGCGGAACUGGCAAGUCAAGAAAUUGCACCUACAAACGUGCCCCUCAGUUUCUCCAAUCCAGUUUCUUCGCAAAAACAGGGCUCUUCAAAGACAACGCCAGCCGUCGACGUCAAUACAUCUGUGCACGCUUGCCCUGAUCAAGCAGGUACACCCCUUCCUCCGUCCACUUCCUCGGGUACCCUGAAUUCGCAGCCACUCGAGGACAAUAAAAAGUCGCUGCUUCAACUGGCCAAGAAACGGGACAAAUCGAUGCCCUCAACACCGCCUGCUCCUGGCCAGCAUUUCAUCCCGAAGACGCAUCAACCGCAACAAGUACAACCUGCUGGGAACCCCAAGAAAGACGGAGAUGCGGGAGUGGAGGUUAGCAAACCCUCCCCUUCCGAAACCCUUCAUGCCCCUAGUGCUAAUCCCAGUACUACGACCGCUUCGCUCUCGAAACCAGAGAUUACAGUGACGUCUGAUCGAAACACUCAUAAUUCUGAAAGAAAGUCAACCAAAUUAACCCGUGGGCAGCACGUCACCAAGCGGCCACAGACGAUCGGCGUGUCUGGAGAUAAUGUUCCAGAAAACGGACAAGAUAUUGCUGCAUAUCACCCCGAAACGCACAAAAAUAUUCCUCCGAAUGAACACUUCAAGAUCCUCGAAGAGGUUGGAAGGGGAAAGUUUGGCAGCGUCUCACGGUGCAAGCACAUACAGACCAAUCAAACAAUGGCUGUCAAGGUCGUAAACACAUCUCGUCUUCCUCGACACCGCUCCGGCGAUAUCAUGGAAGUGGCCAUUCUUCGAGCCAUUGGCCAGCACGAGAACAUUGCCAGUCUCUUCAGUGUGUAUGAGGUGCAGCGCGUGUGCUACAUCAUCACUGAAUUUGUAGGCGGAGGCGCUCUUUAUGACCGCGUGGUAGCAGAAGACAACCUCGAUGAGAAAAUCAGCGCUUCGAUAAUUCGCCAAUUGCUAUUCGGAGUCCAGCAUAUUCAAGCCUGUUCAGUGCUGCACCUUGACCUAAAGCCGGAGAACAUCAUGAUGGUUGCACCGUCAGGCUAUCAGCUGAAGAUCAUCGAUUUCGGCUUGGCCUACUUCUACGACCCAGACAAACCCAGGCGACAGGUGGGCGGCACCUUCACCUACUCGGCCCCGGAAACAAUCAACUACGAAAAUCAGAACUUUGCGACGGACAUCUGGAGUGUCGGUGUCAUUGCUUACGAACUAUUGUCGGGUAUAACUCCGUUCGAAUGCCCUCAGUCGGGAAAUCCAGACAGAGAACUUUCUAUGGCUGAAGUGACCACAAACAUAAUUAACUGUCGGUACAACUUUGACGACGAUGGCAUCUGUGAUGCCUCGGAAAAAGCGAAGGACUUCAUCCGAAUGAUUUUGAAGAAAAAUACCAAAGACCGGCCGAGCGUAAAAGAAUGUCUGGAACACAGUUGGAUGCAGACGCCCGACGAGCUGCCAACAGUCAGACGCGCCGUCUCCUUGCGACGCCGGACAUCGGCUCUGGAAAAAUUGAGGCCAUUGGAUGCCGGCAGCCUACAAAUAAAAAGCGACGACGUAGUUUAUUGA